GUUAUGCCCUAACCGAAAAGAGGGAUGGAUGGCACGUAACAGGAGAUGCAUUGACGGCUGUCACCGCUGUGCUGCAGUAAAUCUCCCUGACAUGACAGUUCUUCCCCACCUUCUCACACGAGGAGCAAGAUUGCUGAGCAUCAAGCUUCUUGAGUAAAUGGACGGUUCCUGGGGCCCCACUCAAGAAGAAGCGGGGCUCAUAGCAAGGGUCUUCUGAACUAAGCAAAUUUAACAAAAAGUGUUGAGGACAACAUGUCACUGUGAAUCUGGUUGACAUGAAGGAGCUAGCGGUUGAGGCGCAAGGAAAUCUUUCUUGGGAGGGAGCGGAAAGACGAGCAUUCCAUGUAAGCAGUGAUGUCAUGACGUCAGCGUGACAGUCGCCAAUGCUGUAAUUUGGGAAACUGGAAGCCUUAGACAAAACAGGCAAACAUAAGGGGCAGUAAGGGGACCAGGGAAGGACCGGGGAAAAAGGUGGUGACAGGGAGGAGGAAAGGAGGAGGAGGAAGGGUAAAAUGGCCAGAGCGUUCCUGCUUCACGGUUGUGAAUCUGUUUGUUCUGUUCGGUCGCUUUCUCUUUCUGGUCGUUCCCAACAUGAACGAGAUACGAAUGUGGAAUCUUUGACGUCACUGUCAAUGUCAUCUUGCACAUGGCUUUCACGUGCCUCGUUGCUAAGAAAUGAGCUUUACGGUACAAGUUUGAAGCUUCAGAAGUCCAAUUCGCGUUCCUGCUCACGAAAUGGUCAGAAUUGCAAAGUGAAUGCAUCAGCUCAUCAUCCUACUCACGGUGGGCGUGAAGACAGGGCCGAACCUGUCGCUUCUCAGAAGGUCCGCAAUUUCGUCGUCUGUGCUGCAGGUGCAAUGGCUGUGGCUCUGUCAGUACCCCUCCAGCCCCCCCCAGCCUGGGCGGUCGCAGGAAGUUCAGUUGAAGUCGUGCGAGGACCGGUGUAUAGUGAAGUCGCAGGUCUAAUCGCUGGCCCUCCGGUAAAGGAUGCGCGCGCGCUUUUGCGUUAUGCUCUUCCCAUUAAUAACAAACCGAUCAAGGAGGUUCAGUCGGCACUGGAGUUGAUUACGGAGGACCUCAAACUUCCGGGGACAAAGGCUGUCGACAGUGCCGAGCGAUCUGUCAGAAAGGCAUCCAGGGCCUUGAGUCAGAACAAGGCAGCUAUCCUGGCAGAUGUGGCUGAUGGUAAGAAGGAUGAGGGUAAAGAACUGCUGGACAAACUAGAGGAUGGGCUGCAGAGCUUCACAACCAUCUUUGAGGACAAGGACAGAGAUGCCCUAGCCCCCAAACAAGCUGAGCUUUUGGAUUAUGUCACUCACAUUGAAGAGGAUAUGGUGGAGAAGUUUCCUUUUGAGAUUCCAGCUGAAUUCGCCGACAGACCAGUUCUGAAAGGAAGAGCAACUGUGGAGAUGAAGGUUAGGGUUAAAGACAACCCGAACUUAACGGCGCCUGUCGUCUUCAAGGUCGUUGUGGAUGGAUAUAAUGCCCCAGUAACUGCAGGGAACUUUGUGGACUUGGUUCAACGCCACUUCUAUGACGGAAUGGAGAUUCAAAGAGCGGAUGGAUUUGUCGUGCAGACGGGUGACCCGGACGGUCCAGACGGUCCAUUGGAAGGCUUUGUGGAUCCAGCAACGAAGCAGAUGCGCACCGUACCUUUAGAAAUCAGGGUUGUUGGUGACAAAGAGCCCAUCUAUGGUGCAACAUUGGAAGAGAUUGGCCGUUUCCGGGAAGGAACGGCCCUCCCAUUCAAUGCGUUUGGCACGAUGGCCUUGGCCCGUGAGGAGUUUAGCAACGACUCGGGCUCAAGUCAGGUUUUCUGGCUCCUCAAAGAGAGUGAAUUGACUCCAACAGGAGCAAACAUCCUUGACGGUCGCUAUGCAGUCUUUGGAUAUGUCACGGAGAAUGAGACGUUAUUGGCAGAUCUCAAGGUGGGUGAUGUCUUGGAGAGCGUUCGAGUAGUGCAAGGGCUAGAGAACCUGCAAACCCCUUCGAGUACUGCUGCUAGCCCAUCGAUCGUAUAACAAUCAGUAAUAAAGGCCAAGUAAAGCCAAGGGGCUAAGGAACCAUGGAUUGGGGCCUGUGGACCACGCCUGUGGACCAGAGCCCAGAGACAGACAAGUCUCUUGGGACUAGGCACUAGUGCCUGCCAAAUGAGCCCUACUAGGGAUCAGGGCCUACUGGACUAUGAUUGUGUGGCGGAGACAUCACACUAGCCAAGACAUAGCACCUGUGAGAGGAGCCCCACUGGACCCGGGGGACUCGUUCGAGUGUCAAAAGCAUAAGGGUGUGAUCCUGUGAGAGGAGACCCACUGGGCUCGUACUUCUUGCGACCUGAUGGUGCAGGAACUGCACCAGGUCCACAUAUGCACCACAGGUUCAUGCUAGUCUAGCACAAAAUUGUAGUUCAGUAGGGAUUGACGUUACGCUAAGCCAAGCAGCAUAAGUGAAAGGGUGGACUAUAAUUAAGUGAUCACGACCAAAUUUAUGCCGAAACGGUGUGAACUAAGGCAUGAAUCGCAUGGAUGGGGAGGGGCUGCAUGUUCCUCCCUACGUUGGCUGACCACACUUCAGUGGUCGCAACUCGGAAGUGGACAGAGGCCUGAGAGGGGCUAGAUAAGUCAAUGGCAAUGGCUGUCGUCGAAAAAAGCGAGGGGCUGUCGUAAAAAAAAAGCUACAGUAGGGGCUGUCGUUGAAAAAUCUACGGCAGAUAUGUGCUACCAGAAGGCAGAAUUGCAAUCUGCAAAAUGGAAGAGCUUGUAAGAGUGUGAUUCUGAAUGUAUUGAAUUUGUAUUGAUUGAUGUCAGCGCACUCACGGCAUUGCCGUGAUUGCAUCGUUUUUUUAAAUCUCCCAAAGCUCUCUGUGUUUCGCUUGUGUCUUUUCUGUGAAUCCUGAAACUGCUUUGGUCAAAUUUUCUAGAUCCUCAAGUCGAACAACUCUCAGUCUGGAGACGGCGUCACCCAUCUUGCUGGCAGGUCCUCAUCCACUAGCUAAGUGUUUUUUUUUAUUAUUAUUAUUUUUUUUCCCUAAUUGGACCAUUUCUCAAUUUAUGCCUGUCAUCCUUAAUUGCGCAGGGGCCAUUUGCUAAUUACCCUUCUCUGUAUCGUUCCAAUUUUAACGG
This is a messenger RNA of Chara braunii, 3119 nucleotides long. The record is from the annotation of a GenBank genome assembly. NCBI's taxonomy places the organism in Eukaryota, Viridiplantae, Streptophyta, Charophyceae, Charales, Characeae.